Messenger RNA from Magnusiomyces paraingens, 1311 nucleotides. RefSeq lists its product as uncharacterized. The record is from RefSeq and is a predicted model, not a curated record. The coding region runs from base 1 to 1311 and encodes 436 amino acids. The transcript has 2 exons. Gene Ontology annotation, cellular component: endoplasmic reticulum. Gene Ontology annotation, molecular function: adenyl-nucleotide exchange factor activity. NCBI's taxonomy places the organism in Eukaryota, Fungi, Ascomycota, Dipodascomycetes, Dipodascales, Dipodascaceae.
AUGAAGCCACAGCUUUUAUUACUUUCUACUUUAUCCGUUGUGAUUGCAUCUUUACCUGUGGAUUCAGUUGAAAUUCGUGUUCGUGGUGACUCAGUUUGUUCAUUAAAAGAAGGAAAAGAAACAUGUUACCCAAAAGUUUUUGAGCCAUCUUCCAAGUGGCAAGAGAUUUUGCCUGGUCAAGAAAUCCCUGCAGGGCUACGAGAAGCUAAACUUCUUGAUUCCGGUGACGGAAGCGAAGUCAACGCUGUGGAAGUCAAGUUGCCCGAUACUGAAGCUGUUGUGAAGGAGCUCAAUAAUGUGGAGUACGAGGAUCUCACACAGCAAUCGGAGGUUGAUUUGUUGGCAGAGAUUCCCGAGGUGGAAGAGGAAGACAGUGAAGCCGAUAAAGAGCUACGUGAUAAGAUUCGACUAUCGAGUUCAAGUGGCCAAGCUGGGCAGCUUUACGAGUCGAUUGAGAACAUUAAGAAAUACCAAAAGAUUGAGCCUCGGAUACUUUCUCAGUCGCUGGAAGUUCUUGCUGAUUUGGGACAUGAGCUAGAGUUUGGCGAAAGAAUUGUAAGCAGAAAUACUAAGGAGCUGCUUGAGAUUAUUCAAAAGAAGCAGAUUCCACCGCAUAUUCGGGAAAUUGCAGCAAGGGCUUUGGGUGCGUCAAUGCGGAAUAACCCAGGAGCAUUGGCCAAGGUUGCUGAUCAGGGAAUUGUGAAGUCGCUGUUGGAGACGAUUGAUUCAUCUGACAAUGACAAGUUGAGUGGUCGAUUGAUUUAUGCUCUAGGAAGCGUUGUAGGCACUGGGGAAGGGUCUGAUUUGAUGGGGAAGCAUGAUGCGGAGUACCUUGAAGGCCGUGGUGGUGAAGUGUUUCGCCGGGCGUUUGAUGAGGGCACUGGUGAGCUAAAGCGCAAGAUUAGCACGUUUGUGUUUGAUCGGGCUCUCAAGUUGGCCUGGCCUGACAAGGAGUUUUCUGAAUGGUCAGACACGUUUCAGGGAGCACUUGUGAAGAAGAGCUUGAAUGGAGAGGACAAAUUGCGGGUAUUUGAAGCGCUUACUCAGAUUCAAGAGUAUAUGGUAGAUCGAAGUGAAACUGGUAGUGGAGGGGCUGGAGAAGGAAGAAUUGUCAAGAGAGAUGUUGCAGAGAUGCUUCCUGUACGAGAUGACUUUUUGCAAUGGCUUGCCAAGGAGGCUGACGAGUACAGAGACCGUCAAGCCAUUAAUGAUGAUGAUGAUAUAGAGGAGCAAUUCAAAGAGAUAUUGUUACAGUCUCGUCAUAGUGUGUUUGGUAAUCCGAUGGCUGGUCGUAAGAAUGAAGAAUUGUAA